Monodelphis domestica (gray short-tailed opossum) is the source of this 3050-nucleotide messenger RNA. It is a transcript of the gene AGMO, whose product is annotated as alkylglycerol monooxygenase. The record is from RefSeq and is a predicted model, not a curated record. Gene Ontology annotation, cellular component: endoplasmic reticulum. Gene Ontology annotation, biological process: lipid biosynthetic process. Gene Ontology annotation, molecular function: iron ion binding; glyceryl-ether monooxygenase activity. NCBI's taxonomy places the organism in Eukaryota, Metazoa, Chordata, Mammalia, Didelphimorphia, Didelphidae.
GCAGUUACAGCUGCAGAAGAGAGAGCUUGGCCUCCCACAGACCCAGAGCAGCAUCUAGUUUCCUUUGUCACCAGUGGGACCUGCACUGUCUCGGCACCUGCCCUGUCUUCCCCUGCUGGGCCAGUCUCAGUCCACUCUCCCACGGCCAUCUUUUGGUCAUUGGUCAUCUCUCUCUCUCUCCCUCACUCUCAUUCCUGAUCUGACCAGGACCCAGAUGGCGAACCCAGAGACCUCCAAGGAUAUUUCUCUUUUCCAAGGUAUUCGCAUGAUGUUCUAUGCAUUGAAGCCCAAUGAAACCUCUUUCCGGAGCCUAGAAGAGGUGCCUGAAUAUGUGCAACAGGCAACACCAUUUUUCUUUUCCCUGAUGCUACUCGAGUUGGUUGUCAGCUGGAUCCUCAAAGGGAAGCCUGUGGGACGAGUGUAUGAUGUUUUAACUUCCGUCUCUUCAGGUGUCCUGUAUCAGCUUCCAAGACUCUUUUUCAGGAGUAUUGAAUUGACCUCGUAUAUUUAUGUCUGGGAGAAUUAUAGACUCUUCAAUCUGCCAUGUGAUUCUCUAUGGAUGUGGUAUUUGACCUUCUUCGGAGUUGACCUAUGCUACUAUUGGUCCCACCGCAUGGCCCAUGAGGUCAGCAUCAUAUGGUCAUUACACCAGGUACACCACAGCUCUGAGGACUUCAACAUGUCUAUUGCUCUGCGAAUCUCUGUCUUCGAAGUAUAUAUUUCCUGGAUAUUCUAUUGUCCCCUGGCCCUCGCCAUCCCUCCUCCGAUGUUUGCCGUCCAUCUCCAGUUAAGCCUCCUUUACCAGUUCUGGAUCCACACUGAGGUCAUUAAUAAGCUUGGGCCUUUGGAAUGGAUUCUCAACACCCCCAGCCAUCAUCGAGUUCACCAUGGGAGAAACCGCUGUUACAUAGACAAAAAUUACGGUGCAGUUCUUGUCAUUUGGGAUAGAAUUUUUGGAACAUUUGAGGCAGAAAAUGAAAAAGUUUCCUAUGGGCUCACCCACCCCAUUAACACAUUUGAACUAUUCAGAGUACAGUUUUAUCAAUUGCAUUAUGUUUGGACCACAUUUUGGAUCACACCUGGGUUCUGGAACAAGUUGUCUGUCAUAUUCAAAGGACCAGGAUGGAGUCCUGGCAAACCUAGACUCGGCCUUCUUGAAGAUAUCCCUGAGGUCACAGGAAAAGAAGUCCCUUUUUCUGCUCCUAUGUCUGGCUCACUCCAGCUGUAUGCCUUUGUACACUUUGCUCUAAUGCUUGGUUUUUAUGAGGAUACAUUUGCUGACCAAAGCGUAUUAUCACAGGCCACUCUCCUCCUGAGGACAGGCUACAUCAUCCUCACACUGACCUCCAUUGGAUUCCUCAUAGAGCAAAGACCUGGUGCCCCCAUUUUGGAAACCAUACGAUGCUCAGUAUUUUUAAUGUUGUAUCGGCUAGAUUACUUGAAGCCCUUCAUCCCUUCACUGGCAUUUGCUUUCGAGAUUUUAUUCUCUAUCUGCAUCAUUUACUGGGGAAUAAGAAGCGUGAGACAGCUUGCCUCAGGCCAUUCAAAGCAGCUCUGAGAUGGGAUGUCUAGGACCUUCUGUAUCUCCCAGAAGGAGGGUUACAUUGAAGGGUUGACUGUUACCCAAGAACAGAUGCCAAGGUUCUAAUGCAAAGGAAGUAAUUCUGUUAUUAACUCUUGAAAAUACCUUUUUCAUGAAACUUCUUCCAAUGGUCUUACUUUUUUGAUUGUUCUCUCUUUUAAUUAGAAUCUGAUGGAGCUUUUUACAAAUCAAGUUCAAGUUCAAUACUGUGUGAAAAUCCUCUUUAAAUGUCUCUGCUGUUGUCAUUUAACAAUUAGACCAGGAAUGGGAGUACAACUCUACACUUCAACUUUAACAUUUUCUUCUUGACAGCUUAAUAAUAUAUCCUAAACUUUUCCUUAAGAAUUUACUGCAAUACUGAUUUUUUUGCACUUUCUAUUCUUUUAACUUUUUUCAAUUACAUGUAGAAACAAUUUUAAAUAAUUGUUUUGUAAUCUUAUGCAAUGCAAAAUCUCUUCCUCCCUCCUAUUGUAUUAUGAUUAAAAUACUUAACAGAAUCCAUACAUGUGUUAUUACAGCAGGAUUUACAGGCACAUGAUGAGACGUUUGGGAAGAGUCAUGAUUGACAUGGAGAUCAGAAAGUCAUCAACUUGGAACUACCAGGGAGCUGAGAGUCUUCUAGUUAAACCCUUUCAUUACUGGUCUAGUAUCCGGUAUGUAGUUGGCAUCAAGUCAAUACCCCCCGUAUUUGCUUGCUUGAUUUUGAAGAUGGAGAAACUUCGACUCUGAGUUGAAGUGAUUUGCCCAAGGUCACAUACAUAGUAAACAAGAGAGAUAGGUCUGGAAACCAGACCCACUGAUUCUGAAACCACUGGCUAUCAUUUCCCUAUACCAAGCAGCCCAAGAGAUAUCAGGGCAACAAGGUAAUAUUGAUAAUAAUUCUCAGCAGCAGCAGCAGCAGCAGCAGCAUUUAUGUAGAUCUUUAAGCUUUACAAAGAGAUAUGUGCAUAUAGUUUUAUUUAUGUAUUUUAUCUGCUUAUCUGAGAACAGCAAGUUCUACCCCAGACACAUACUGUAUAACCCUGUGAAAGUCACAUUACCCUCACCCUUCCAGUCAACAUCUGACUAAGACUUAUCUUAUAUACCAAAUUCUGAUCUGUAUCGGAUAGGGGAAGACAUUUUCACAGGAAAAUUCUUCAUAUCAAUGAAAAUACAGGUCAGAGUCAAAAAGCAAAGUAACAAAUAAACACAUAGGCAAACAACUGAACAAAUGAAUGAAUAAAAGAAGUAAACUGAUAAAUAGGUAUAUGAUUGAAUAAGUAUUGGAUUAAAUGAUCGAAUGAAUAAAUGAAUGGAUAAUUAAAUAAACCAACAAACAAACAAGUAGGCAAAAAAUAAAUAAAUAUUGAAAUAGAUAAUUUAGUAAUUUUUGCAAAUGAAUAUGGACAGUUUGUUGGCUUACCCACCAGGGAUCCUCCUUGUCAUCUCAUGUUGUUGUAAAUUAUGAAAAUAAAGUGAAUUGUUACAA